AUGGUAUCUGUGGGUAGUAGAGAUGGAAGCAAGAGGAUAAGCUUGGGGUUAGAGAUGGAAGAGACUGAGCUUGAAGAAGGAGAGGCCCUGAGCUAUAACAAUGAAGCUCGAGAUUCCACCAUUGACCCUGAUAUUGCUCUCUCUUACAUUGAGGAGAAACUCCAAAAUGUAUUGGGGCAUUUCCAGAAAGAUUUUGAAGGCGGUGUUUCAGCUGAGAAUUUGGGGGCGAAAUUUGGUGGCUAUGGCUCGUUUUUGCCCACUUAUCAGAGGUCACCAUCUGGAUCUCAUACCAAGAUUCCUGCAGAGCCUCAUCAUAAUCAUGACUUACAAGGAUCCCCGAAAAAGCUACAUGUGGAGGAUCAAAGAAAAAACUCUCUUGCGUCAUCAUGUGCUUCUUCUCCAUUGGGAAGGCCCCAUGUUGCUUCAGGAAAAUUGUCACCUCUUGGAAGUUCCUUGAAAGGCAUCAAUAGUUAUUUACAAUCUAUAAAUUCUUCUGAUCAGAGAACCCUGAAGGUCCGAAUUAAAGUUGGCUCUGAAAAUUCGUCGACCCGAAAAAAUGCUGCAAUAUAUAGUGGUCUUGGUCUUGUAGUGUCUCCAUCAUCCUCGUUGGAUGACAGUCCUACAACUUGUGAAGGGCAUUUCGGUAAACUCACAGAGGCCCCAGAGGCAUCACCCACCAGUAUUCUACAGAUGAUGACGGCCUUUCCGGGUGAACUACUUUUAUCACCCAUUUCGAAAUAUCUGAUUUGUCUGACAGAAAAAAAGAAGCCUAUAGGGAAGUUUGAAACUAAAACAGUGGACAAGACGAGUGUAGAAAGUUCUGGGAUGUUAGAAAAUGAGUCUCUUCCCAGUAAGUGCCAUCAGAAAAAAUCGAUGUUGUCUGAGAAGGGUGAUGUUUCAUCUAUGGAAUUGAAGAAUAAGAAAAGCAAUGGCAAUGUGGAUUAUGGUAAAGGUUUUCUCUUGAAGAAGGAAAGGGAAACUGAGGUCUCGAAUGCUUCGAAACUUCCACUUUUAUCCGGUUCACAAAAUAACUCUACCGAACCUGCAAAAUUAAAAGAUGACGUUAAGGUGGAAACCUUCUCUGCAUUUACGGAGAAUGGUAUUUUGGAUAAUGAAUCUGCUCAAGUUAAUAGUGGAGUUGAUAAUUCGGGCAAAACUUCUGAAUCUAAAAACGGAAAUCCUGUCAGUAACAAUGCAGUUUUCCCUUCUGUUGAUCAGUCUGAGUUAAUUGUGGGAAAAAAAAGUGAGGAAGGUCUAAAACCAGCUAGUGCAAAACCAUCCACAGGGAGCAAGAAAAAACAAAAAGUGGCUAAUGGUGCUGACAGAUAUAAGGACUUUUUCGGGGAUGUUGAAUUUGAAGACGAGGAUAAAGAGUCUAUUUCAGGCGAGAUGAACUCCCCAGGAAGGUUGAAAAAUGCCCGAGUUGUUGGUAAAAGCAGCUCUAGUGAUGAUCCUAACAUUUCUAAAGAGAAAUUUUAUGUAGAUAUUUCUCAAAAACCACCACAGGUCCCAGAUAUUUAUCAUUUGGCCCCUCCCAAUGCAAAUGCACCGUCUUCACAGGCUCCAGCAGGAAGUGUUCCUUCAGUGAAAGAAGAUUGGGUCUUGUGUGACAAGUGUCAGAAGUGGAGACUCCUACCUCUCGGAACAAAUGUUUCGAGUCUUCCCGAUAAAUGGAUUUGCCGGAUGCUGACCUGGCUGCCCGGAAUGAAUCGAUGCAAUGUUCCCCAAGAGGAGACAACGAAUGCUUUAAGAGCCCUUUACAAUCCUUCUGCUUCAAUCCCAGGCCUUUCUUCCAAGACCCAAAGCUGUCAACUUAAUAAUAAUAACUCUGCUGUGAGUUCUAUGCAAAUGGCCACGGCUGAUGCUAGUUAUCCAGCCCAAGAGAACCAAAGCUUUGCUAGUGGGAAGAAAAAAUACGGGUCAAUGAAGGUAGAAAAUUUGAAUGAUCUAGAUGGCUCCACCAACUCCUCACAUUCACGCAAGAAAGGCCUGGGAACAUCUGGUAAGACGAGUAACUUGAACAUCGGAAAUAAUUCGCCUUCUCGAAAGUCGGUUUUUCUGGUCGAAAAAUAUAGUGAUCAUAAGGAAGAAAAGCAACCACUUUCCAACUCCUCUGAUAGAGGUACAAACUUAAAACUGCAGAGCAAGCGAGAGGCUGAUACGGAAGGUUCUGGAGCUUCUAAAAGAAUAAAAAGUGAGGAAUUACAUGCAGAUGAUGACUAUUGGACUUCUGACAAUCGUGGUAGUUCUUCAAAAGCAGAUUGUCCAUCAACCAGUUUUUCUAAUAAAACAUCAAGGAAUGAUGAUAGGCAUAAAUAUAACAGCAAAACGGAUUUAAUUGGAGCCCAAAAAUGUGAUGAAAAGGAUUCUAUCAGGAAGAGGAAAGCAAAAGAACAAAGUGACCAACAGAAAGAAAGGAAAGCUAAAGUUAGUCACAAAGAUGAUCCUGAUAACGGGCAUUUCUCGAGGACUGUUCAGGCAGUGGAUUAUUCGAGAAGUGAUAUGGGUUGUGUAAAUCCUACAGUUGCUGCUGAUUCAAGCUCGCCUAAUGUAUCGGGCUCGCAUAAGAACAAAGCCAGUGGCCAGGAAGUUAAAAGUUCCCCUGUUGAAUCAGUGUCUUCUUCUCCUAUAAGAUAUCCUAACAUCGAUAAAGUCACAUCUGAUAAAGAUAAGGAUAUGAAAAAAGAUGGGGGGCUUUCUGGCGAAGGUGUAAAAAAAUUUUCUGAGCAGUGCCAAUUUGAAGAAAAGGCAAAUGUAGACCCAUCACUGAAGAAAAAACCCAGGCAAGGAUUGUCUUCACAUUUGAAAGACAAUGCUCGUGCUUGUGGAGAUAAAGUUCAAAAUUCUUCUCAUGAUUCUUUGCAUCACGAAUAUGUGUAUGAGGAGAGACCCAAGAGUAGGAACAUCAAAAGCCAAGAGAAAAAGCUUAAUAAUAAUAUUCAUCAAGAGCAAGCUAAGGAGAAAUUACCAAAGAGAAGCAACCAGGCAGAGACUAACGGAACUGUGAAAUCGUGCUCACUUCCACCUUUAGCAAGAAUUUCGACUGAACCUGUUUUUGGAACUCAGAAAGAAAUUGGUGUUAAAAGUUCGGCACUCGAUUUAGAUAAUGGUGAGGGACAAAAGGCACCAAAUCAGAGAACGAAAGUUGAGAACUUGAAAACUCACAAUUCUCUUAAAGUUCGGGAUAUUGAUGCUCCUACUCCCCUUCAAAAGGAUUCAUCCAUUCAUGCAGCUAACAGUGCUUUAAAAGAGGCGAAGGACCUAAAACACUUGGCCGAUCGUCUUAAGAAUAAUGGCUCCACUGAAAGUAUAGGAUUUUACUUCCAAGCUGCUCUCAAGUUUCUUCAUGGAGCCUCUUUGUUGGAAAAUGGAAGCAGUGAAGCCACAAAACAUAAUGAUCUAAUGCACUCGAUGCAUAUAUAUAGCAGCACUGCCAAACUCUGCCAGUUUUGUGCACAUGAAUAUGAAAAGUUGAAGGACAUGGCUGCUGCUUCGUUGGCCUAUAAAUGCAUGGAAGUUGCUUACUUGCGUGUGGUUUAUUCAUCGCAUAACAGUGCAAGUAGGGAUCGAAAUGAGUUGCAAACGGCUUUGCAAAUUGUCCCUCCUGGUGAAUCUCCUUCUUCAUCUGCAUCUGAUGUUGACAACUUGAACCACCAAAUAACUACCGAAAAGCCUUCACUAGCCAAAGCUGUUGGUUCCCCUCAAGUUUGUGGAAGCCAUAUAAUCACUUCACGCAAUCGUUCUGGUUUUUUGCGUAUUCUAAAUUUUGCACAAGAUGUUAACUUUGCAAUGGAAGCCUCGAGGAAAUCAAGAAUUGCAUUUACAGCCGCUACUGCAAAACUUUGUGAAUCCUCGAAUAAAGAGAGUUUCAACUCACUGAAAAAUGCACUACAUUUUAAUUUCCAUGACGUUGAGGAACUAUUACGGCUUGUUCGGUUCGCAAUGGAAGCCAUCAACCGUUAA
This is a messenger RNA of Striga hermonthica, 3963 nucleotides long. The record is from the annotation of a GenBank genome assembly. Lineage: Eukaryota; Viridiplantae; Streptophyta; Magnoliopsida; Lamiales; Orobanchaceae.